AUGUCAGAGCACAAAUCGGAGCACAUGCCGAAGGAGACGUCAGAAUACAUCUCAUCAGAGGAUAAGUCAGAGCACUCGUCAGAACACCUAUCGGAGGAUAUGUCAGAGCACGAAUCGGAGCACAUGCCGAAGGAGACGGAAUACAUCUCAGAGGAUAAGUCAGAGCACUCGUCAGAACACCUAUCGGAGGAUAUGUCAGAGCACAAAUCGGAGCACAUGCCGAAGGAGCUGUCGGAAUACAUCUCAGAGGAUAAGUCAGAGCACUCGUCAGAACACCUAUCGGAGGAUAUGUCAGACCACAAAUCGGAACACAUGCCGAAGGAGACGCCGGAAUACAUCUCAGAGGAUAAGUCAGAGCACUCGUCAGAACACCUAUCGGAGGAUAUGUCAGAGCACAAAUCGGAGCACAUGCCGAAGGAGACGUCGGAAUACAUCUCAGAGGAUAAGUCAGAGCACUCGUCAGAACACCUAUCGGAGGAUAUGUCAGAGCACGAAUCGGAGCACAUGCCGAAGGAGACGUCGGAAUACAUCUCAGAGGAUAAGUCAGAGCACUCGUCAGAACACCUAUCAGAGGAUAUGUCUGAGCAAGAAUCGGAGCACAUGCCGAAGGAGACGUCGGAAUACAUCUCAGAGGAUAAGUCAGAGCACUCGUCAGAACACCUAUCAGAGGAUAUGUCAGAGCACGAAUCGGAGCACAUGCCGAAGGACACAUCGGAAUACAUCUCAGAGGAUAAGUCAGAGCACUCGUCAGAACACCUAUCGGAGGAUAAGUCGGAGCACUCAUCGGAACAUAUGUCAGAGGAUAGCCAGAAUGAACAGGAGAGCUAUACUGAUCAUCACAGCGACACUAAAAGAAAAAGGAAAUUGCAAAAUGAAACCAUAAAAAAGGAAGUGACAGGGAAUGGCAACAGUAAUAAUACAAGACGUUAUUGUCCUUUAUGUGAUAUUUCCCACACAAAGUUAUCGCGACACAUUACUCUACGACACAAAGAUAGGGAAGAUGUAAGAAAGGCUCUAGAAUUACCAAAGAAAGAGCGUGAUGAGAUCUUUGCGCAAUUCAAGAAGAAUGGGAUCCUGAAACACAACAAGGAAAUUUUAGGGGAACCUCAUCCAUGUUUCCAGCAAGAGAAAAAAAUCAAAAAAAGAAUGCAAUCUCAUUAUGUGCGGACUGUGCAAAGGCUUCUAUAA
Lytechinus pictus (painted urchin) is the source of this 1188-nucleotide messenger RNA. RefSeq names its product transcription initiation factor TFIID subunit 1-like. The coding region runs from base 1 to 1188 and encodes 395 amino acids. NCBI's taxonomy places the organism in Eukaryota, Metazoa, Echinodermata, Echinoidea, Temnopleuroida, Toxopneustidae. The transcript has a single exon. The record is from RefSeq and is a predicted model, not a curated record.